This is a messenger RNA of Physella acuta, 8259 nucleotides long. Its product is annotated as mucin-2. The record is from RefSeq and is a predicted model, not a curated record. NCBI's taxonomy places the organism in Eukaryota, Metazoa, Mollusca, Gastropoda, Physidae.
UCCACUGAAAUACUACGCGCAGUCGUAGGCCGCUUGUUUUGAUGAUUCGAUCUACACGAUUCUAGUUUCUGGUAGAGCAUUGUGUGUCACACAUCCUGUGUCGCUGAUAAACAACCGCGCAGUUGUUUCAGUGUGGAUUAAACGUUCGAAGAGGCAUAUUUCUGUUAUGUAUCGAAUGUGUAGUGUGUAGUGAAUUUCGCAACUGCUUGGAUUAAACUACUAGAUCAAGAACUUGGAUAUUUUAAUUUAAAAAUGAAAUGGCUUACCAGGAUAACGAAACUAGCCUAAAGUUUAGCCGGUGAAAAGACCGGAAACAGGAACCAAUAAAGACACGCUGGGGCGGGCCAUGGGGGACCUCACUGUACAACCCUGACAUCCCACCUCCUGCUCGCAGAAUGGAAUGCGGUGUUUCUGUUUGAACUUCUGGCUUUUGAUCCUUGCUGCAAUACUCGACAAAUAGCCUACCCCGCGUGCUAGCUUAUACCAGUAAACACCCCGGUCACCCCGGCAGUUGAGAGUGACCAGCAACCCCGGCAGGUGAGAGUGACCUUCACCCCGGCAGGUGAGAGACCAGAGAGUGACCUUCACCCCGGCAGGUGACCAGUCCGCAUGGAACGUGGUCGAGUUGUGUACUAUGCCAAGAACAGAACGGCGAAGGUCCUCUCCCCCCUCUCAGCCAAGCACCACCUGUGUACCAGCCCGCUAGACGACGUGCAGGCCCCUCUGGCCUGUGUAGAGUCGGACAUGAUCUUGACCAGGCCUGCUCAGUCUGGCACCAGUGCCUCAGGUACCAGAGCUGGAACGGUCAUCGAGUCCCCACCCAGACCUUCUUUGCCUUUUUUCGACUUGAAGACCUCCAGCCCCCGUGAGCACGAAAAACCUUUUCUAACUCUAGGCAAAGAAGAGCAAAAUGGCGUCCGCCAACUUGCCGGCGGCAGUGUUUCACCCUCUGACUGUCGCAUUUUCCCCGGCCCCGUCUUGAAGGCCCCGCCCACAGACGACACCAAACGUCGACCCCCGCGCACCACCCCGCCCACAUCACUUCCGGUGAAACCCCACAGGACAAAAGUCUACCCGAUCCUCGGGAACUGCCGAGAGAUGGCCAGCAGUCCGGACAGCUUGACCAUCAUCACCACCGUCAACAGGAGCAGCAACGGAUACACCCGGCAGACAGUGGUCAGCAACUCGCCGCUCCACGCCAGCGUCCAGCAGGGUCGGGUCGUCCAGAGAGAGGCUAGGGCAGGCAAACCAGACCUCACAUCGCUGCCGGCCCCCAGGCUGGAUAAUUGUGUCAGGACAUCACGUGAGCAUAGCCAGCAAAGCGUCACGGUGAGCAACUCUUCAGACAAGCCCAGUCAAGCGUGUCCAGACAAGCCCAGUCUAGCGUGUCCAGACAAGCCCAGUCAAGCGUGUCCAGACAAGCCCAGUCUAGCGUGUCCAGACAAGCCCAGUCAAGUGUGUCCAGACGAGGACGCCGACAGUGUGUUGGAGUGGACGGUGAACGAACACAACGCCAUCGUUUGCCGCAAGGUGUCGCUCAGGUCAAGCAAGAGCGGGAGCACGUCAUCGUCUCAGGGCAGCACUCGCAGUAGCUCAGACAGCACUCACGACACCCAGACCCGUGCUGACCCCGCCAGCCAGACUCGUGCUGACCCCCAGAUGACCCAAGAGCCGGGUCUGCUGUCGCCCCAGUCGAGCUGGAAGAGAAACUCCCUGCGACUGGCGACCCACGGCUUCAGCAGCAUGUCAGACCUCAGUAACUCGGUGGAGUGUCUCAAGUUGUUCCGUGUGGAGGGAGAGGAUAAGCCAACCAACCUUUCUGGCAAGUCACUGGCCACUGUGUUACAUGACGAUGUCCUGUACUCCAGCAAUGGCCAGAUUUUCACAUUUUUUGAACAGUCGGGCCUGUCCAGUCCUGAAGAUGACGUGCAGUCGUCCAGCGCCUCUAGCCGCAGCAGUGAGUAUGUGGACGCCAGGCUAAACGUGUCCGGCGACUCUGCCCAGCUCAACAGUGACCCCCCGACACCCCAGGGGGAGCAAGCCCCGCGGGUCGAUGGCAGCAAGGAGACCCUGGUCAAGCGGCGGUCCUACAUCCUGGCAACCUGCAGCAUCUCGGACCUGACCUGUGACCCUGAGGAUGACGUAGACGGCUCGCCCACCUGGAGCCAGAAGUCAGGGGUCAGGUCGUGCUCUCUGCCCCGGCGCACAAGCUUGACCAGCAACCAACUGAACUCUUCAUUCGGCAGCUUCUACUCCUGUCGCAGCUUGGAUUUCGUCAAGAGAAAGGAAAGCCCGCAGCAAGACGUCAACGACAGCAACAGCUCGGCUUACUUUAGUCUGAGUUUGAAUGGCAACUCGCGGGGCGCCGCCAGCUCAAGGGGCCAGGACUCUGAGAACACAAGCAUGUACUACACGGCUUCAGACACCAGCUUUAGUGAGGCGUCCACCAGCUCCCACACCAAAGAUCCCACCAGCUCCCCACGCAGGUUCUGGCGGAAGCCCUUGUACCUCCCCCCUGCAAGCAACGCUCCUCAAAUUUCUGAUCACGGGGUCAAAGUUUCUCACGCUAAACACCUGAUACCUGCUCAAAAGAUCAAGGCACCCAAACCACUGAAGAGACUGAACAACGUGUUCCACUGCUACGGGUGUGGGUUUGACCCCGGGCACCUGUCGGUGACAGCCCGCAGAAAAAGCUCCGAGUUCAACACCGACAGAAGACAUUCCUCCACAAACAUGCACGCCGCCCAGAAGCCGGGGCUCGAACCUAGGAGCAGGUGUUAUACGGCUCCGUCUUCAGCCGGCCAAGAUUUUAGGCAGUCCUUGCCACACUCUCGGCAACAGGGCCAAGACUUUAGGCAUCCCAUGGCCCAUUCUCGGCAACUGCGCCUGGAGUUACCGACGCGAGAGAGUAGUCUCUCCAGCUCGAUAAGUGUCUCUCCCAGCUCCGACUCCGACUCUGAUUGGCAGGACACGCCCAGAAGUCCCCCGGCUCUGGGUCGGCCCAAAAGGAAGGUGUAUGCGGGCUUCGACAGCCAGCCCCUGCCCAUGGACAGCUUCAUGAGCGACUCGUCCAGCAUCUACACGGACUGCGGCUCCUGGAGCUCCCGCAGCCGGUCUGCCGAGGUCAGCCGGAACUCGCUGGCCGUGUCCGAGAACCUCAGCACGAGAGCCGUGUCUGACACGGCUUCCGGCAUGAUCACGCCCAGACAGAUGUCUCAAGACAGUCUCAUCGACUACUUCCGGUUCAGCGACAAGAAGUCUGUGCUCCGGGAGAACAACCACAACGUCUUCGUCAGCAUGGACAAGUCAGAGGUAAAGGACACGUUCGAGAACAAACGCUUCAGCAGCGAGAGCCUGGACUCCAACUUGUCCACGGUCACCACCACCGGCCUCCUCCACCGCGGCAGUCGCAACAACAGCUGCACUGACAUGAGCAGACAGCCCAUCGGGAACAUGCUGCUCAACGAUUUAAAGCUCAACAAUAGCAGGACGGACGUCACGGCCGGCGAGAAGCGGACCAACGAGGAAGUGACGUACGAUGGCGACCGGAAGUUCCGGCUGACGGAGACGAAUGUGUACCCUACCGGCAGCGGCCAGAACUUGCAGCAGCGGCCACUCAAAGCUGAGCUCAUCUGCAGCUGACCCGCCACACCACAAGCGGCGUGGUCGGCUUCAAUCACCGGGUCAAGGUUCACGGCAUAGCGGAAGUGUUUCUCGUCAAAAGACAUCUUGGAACUAAUGAUGACGUCAGAGGGCCGAGGUCACGGGCGUACCAGAUCUAUGGCGCCCCACAUCUAUGGCGCCCAGAGAGAAGCAAGUCUGACGGGCGGUUCUUUGUUGUUAGAUUAGGCCUAACUGUGGGUGCAUUUCUACGGCUAGCUAGUCCAUGUGUUGGCCUAGCGGUAGCACAUGUGUUGACCCAGCAGUAGCACCUGUGUUGGCCCAGCAGUAGCACCUGUGUUGGCCCAGCAGUAGCACCUGUGUUGGCCCAGCAGUAGCACCUGUGUUGGCCCAGCAGUAGCACCUGUGUUGGCCCAGCAGUAGCACCUGUGUUGGCCCAGCAGUAGCACCUGUGUUGGCCCAGCAGUAGCACCUGUGUUGGCCCAGCAGUAGCACCUGUGUUGGCCCAGCAGUAGCACCUGUGUUGGCCCAGCAGUAGCACCUGUGUUGGCCCAGCAGUAGCACCUGUGUUGGCCCAACAGUAGCACCUGUGUUGGCCCAACAGUAGCACCUGUGUUGGCCCAGCCCAGCAGUAGCACCUGUUUUGGCCCAGCAGUAGCACCUGUGUUGGCCCAACAGUAAAACCUGUGUUGGCCCAGCAGUAGCACCUGUGUUGGCCCAACAGUAGCACCUGUGUUGGCUCAGCAGUAGCACCUGUGUUGGCCCAGCAGUAGCACCUGUUUUGGCCCAGCAGUAGCACCUGUGUUGGCCCAACAGUAGCACCUGUGUUGACCCACCUGUUUUGGCCCAGCAGUAGCACCUGUGUUGGCCCAGCAGUAGCACCUGUGUUGGCCCAACAGUAGCACCUGUGUUGGCCCAGCAGUAGCACCUGUGUUGGCCCAGCAUUAGCACCUGUGUUGGCCCAGCAGUAGCUCCUGUGUUGGCCCAGCAGUAGCACCUGUGUUGGCCCAGCAGUAGCACCCGUGAAUGUCUAGCACCGGAAGUUGAAUGUAUCAUUCUAUACAGGAACACGGACAGUCAACAAUCUGCAGCUUUUUCAUGGAUUAUAUCAUCAUGUGUUGGACGGCCAUCAUCGUGUGUUGGACGGCCAUCAUUGUGUGUUGGACGGCCAUCGUGUGUUGGACGGCCAUCAUCGAGUGCUGGACGGCCAUCAUCAUGUGUUGGACGGCUGACAAACUUGACUAGCUAAUUACCACUGGGACGUGACAAACAUUUGACGAGUUGCCAGACUGGACAGUAGCCAGCAAAAUAAUCUGGCACUGGGAUAGUUCUCUCUGUGUGAGUGUACGUGUGUGUGUGUGAGUGGGGGGGGGGCAGAGUGAGCUAUUGAUCGCUGGAUAAUCUAGACUAGUCUGAAUUAUGUCUUUCUACCCUAACCCCAUCAGACUCGACUGCAGAGUUUUUUUUAAUACAGCAUUUAUUUUCUAUUUGCAUGCACUCAAAGGUUUUUCUUAAUAAUACACAUAUGCGGUGAUAGCUAUCAGAUUGGUGAUGUUGCUGUGUUUGAUCGUAUAGUACAGAUGAUGAUGUGUAUCUUACGGUACAGAUGAUGGUGAGGUUACCAUCCCACGGCUUCUGGUACAUCUUAUAAAAAAAGAGCCUUAACUCCCAGCGGUCCCCACCAGUUGAUCGGGUACCCUAAUGUCAACCUGUCCCAGUGGUCCCCACCAGUUGAUUGUGUACCCUAAUGUCAACCUGUCCCCACCAGUUGAUCGUGUACCCUAAUGUCAACCUGUCCCCACCAGUUGAUCGGGUACCCUAAUGUCAACCUGUCCCCACCAGUUGAUCGGGUACCCUAAUGUCAACCUGUUCCAGUGGUCCCCACCAGUUGAUCGUGUACCCUGAGAGGUGUACACGACCUGAACGUGUGGUGUAGAGAGCCACGGGUCUCAGUAUGGUGGGGUUACUCGGGGUGUGCUGAGCGGAGUAACUCUAGAUGGCUACGUUUAAUCGAUGUAACUUCAAUUUUAAUUAAAUGGUCUUGUUAAGGGGGUUAACUCUAAAAAGCCGCAUAAAGGGAGAUAACUCUAAAAGUUCUGGUGUAUUAACCCCAUUGUUGUAGCUGUCGUCAGUUCGCCAUUCAAACCAGUUCGCCAUUCAGAUGGUAUUAUGUGGAUCUCCUUUUUCAAUCAAUGUCCGUUCUGCUGUUGAAGUUUAAUGAACGGUUUGGCCUACGCUAAGACUGAUAACUCGAGAUGACUACGACGUCAUGGUUUAUCUCCCCUGGCUCUGUGUUGUGUUAUGAACGUGCAGCGACACACGUAGACCACAAUGCAACUGACCAGCUGUUGCCGUGCACAUUGUAAACAAAGCUCUAAGCUGUUUAUGUGACCCAACUUGUUUGCUGGCUUAGAUUACAGGCGUCGGGCCUACCGUCACAAAUUGGAUUAGUCAAACAAAACGUCAUUAGGGGCAGAGCAAGGCUCAGUUUUGUGGUCAGAAAACUUGGGCUGAUGUCACUGGUCAGUUGAUGUCAGUAGACAUUUGCUGUCACUGGUCACUUGAUCUGAUGUCAGUAGACAUUUGCUGUCACUGGCCACUUGAUGUCAGUAGACAUUUGCUGUCACUGGUCACUUGAUGUCAGUAGACAUUUGCUGUCACUGGCCACUUGAUGUCAGUAGACAUUUACUGUCACUGGUCACUUGAUGUCAGUAGACAGCUGUCACUGGUCACUUGAUGUCAGUAGACAUUUGCUGUCACUGGUCACUUGAUGUCAGUAGGCAUUUGCUGUCACUGGUCACUUGAUGUCAGUAGACAGCUGUCACUGGCCACUUGAUGUCAGUAGACAUUUGCUGUCACUGGCCACUUGAUGUCAGUAGACAUUUGCUGUCACUGGUCACUUGAUGUCAGUAGACAUUUGCUGUCACUGGCCACUUGAUGUCAGUAGACAUUUGCUGUCACUGGUCACUUGAUGUCAGUAGACAUUUACUGUCACUGGUCACUUGAUGUCAGUAGACAUUUACUGUCACUGGUCACUUGAUGUCAGUAGACAGCUGUCACUGGUCACUUGAUGUCAGUAGACAUUUGCUGUCACUGGUCACUUGAUGUCAGUAGACAUUUGCUGUCACUUGAUGUCAGUAGACAGCUGUCACUGGUCACUUGAUGUCAGUAGACAUUUACUGUCACUGGUCACUUGAUGUCAGUAGACAAGGGUAGCGGGGCAGGUCGUGACGCCUCCGAUGUGAGCCAUCCUUGUCAGCCAUGUCUGCUCCUAUGCACGUGUUUCCCAAUUAGACGUGAGCUGGAACUUCUCUAGCACCAACGGCUGCACCCGUUCUUGUAUCUCGCUAGCUGGUAGCUCGCGCUCAACACGUCACCAACUCGUUUUUUACAUCAUACAGUGACGUCAUUAACGUAGAGUUUAUGACGUAACCCUCUGCAUUAUUACAACAUUCCUGCGUGUUUCAGUAGGAUUCAUUGCCUUUGACAAAAACAAUUUUUUGUUGCAGUGUGUGGAAUAAUGUCUCAAGUGUGUGACACAAGUUUGUCAGCGUGUGACACGUUUGUCAGUGUGUGACACAAGUUUGUCAGUGUGUGACACAAGUUUGUCAGUGUGUGACACAAGUUUGUCAGUGUGUGACACAAGUUUGUCAGUGUGUGACACAAGUUUGUCAGUGUGUGACUCAAGUUUGUGACAGUGUGUGACACAGGUUUGACAAAUGUUUCUGGCUUACCUUAAAUGGCAUUUUUAAAAAUGCUCACCCCAUGCACGUGCAAUAUAUGUGUAGCCUUGUACUUAGAUCUCAGCUUUUUUUUAUCAUCACAACUUUUGGCACAGUACCAUCCCAGUUCUACCAGGUCAUAGUACCAUCCCAGUUGUACCAUCCCAGGUCAUAGUACCAUCCCAGUUGUACCAUCCCAGGUCAUAGUACCAUCCCAGUUGUACCUACCAUCCAUGGUCAUAGUACCAUCCCAGUUGUACCAUCCUAGUUGUACCUACCAUCCCGAGUCAUGGUACCAUCUUAGUUAUCAGCCGACACUUUGUAACACCCCCCCCCCCGCUACAAAACGUCCCUGUUCACAAACUACCAUCAUGUUAUUAUCUGCCCCUGCUAUCUGCCCUGAUAGCGGUCCCUGCUAUCUCCUACAAACGAUUUCUUAACUGCGCAGAUAAGGGAAACUAUUCGUGCUGACGGAGGUUCGUGUGUUGCACUAGCUCCCGUAUGAUUGAAGAAGUUGUAGGGUUCUUCCACUUCUAGACUUGGAUUACUUUUGUAACAAGUCAGAACAUCGUGUAGCAAGUUUGUAGUAGAGAGAGAGCAACCCCAAUCGUUUAAACCACUCCCAUCUAUUUUGGGACCAGCUACUGCAGUAGAUUAGUUUUGCAGUAAAGAAUAAUGUCCACAUUGUACCUUUUAAACUUGUUUAUUUCUAUUUGAAGGUGUAUCAUUGUCUUAAUGAUUGAUAUGUAUCAUUGUUUUAGUGAUAUGUAUCAUUGUCUUAAUAUGUAUCAUUGUUUUAGUGAUGUGUUCAUUUACUGAGUUGAUGUUUAAUUACCGUGUUCAUGUGUGUCAUGAACAGACUUUAGUGUGAAUUAAAGAAUUGGUUUUUUAAUUAAAAUAUUUAUUAAAACUUGAA